AUGGACGAACGCGACAUUCGCCAGCUCGCCACGAACCUUGGAAUGGAGUCGGACAAGGUCGCAUACCCCAAGCUCAUACACCAAGCGGACGGCAGCACGAACAACCCUACCACAUUUACCACGGGCCAUAACCAGGAUGACGCCAUCCGCCUUCUCCGAGACGAUCUGGCCAAGGCUUUUACCGACUUCACCAGCCAGGUACAGCGACAGCAGGCCAUGAUUGAGACGCUGUCUGAAGUGGCCCGCGAGCCAUGUUCCGGGUACAACAGGAAGUGCUUUCGUAAUCUCGAGAAGGGUUUCCGUCAUCUCAGUGACGAUGACCUACCCAACCUUAAGGCCGAGCUACGAAGCAAGCCGACUAUUGCCGCAGAUACCAAGCCUAGCAAGGCACCCAAGAGGCGCAUCGCCGCCAGCACCGUCCACAUCGAAACCCUAACCCAGGAUGCGCCGCUCGCGCACAAGCGCAAUUGGAAACGUCCCACUGUCGUGCCGAAGCAGCGCCGCGCCGAACAGCCGCUCUUCUUGAAGGUCAAGCUCGAGAUGAAGAGUUUAGCGACCUGGACAGAUAUCUCCUUCAAAUUCUGUGAUGCCAAAGGAUCCGACUUCCCGGGCAACUACCAGAUCAAGUUUGACGGGCUUCCCGACCGCAACCUCGUCGACGCCAAGCAGGAAGUUAUUAGCCAGUGGGAUAUCACCGAGCUCCGACGUGUUGAACGCGCGAACGUGGAUUUAGUGGUAUACUGCACUCGCAAGGAGUUGCCGUCCUCUCUGGCCCCUGAAGCAGCCGACGCGCCUCGCCUCGCGGGUCAGCAGGGGAACAAGAUGGACCAUGAGUCCGCUGACAACUCCAGUCUCACGCACAUCUGGCUUUGUAUCGAUGGCUGGAAGGGAAUUCAGAUGGCCUACUUGGCGUACCAGCAGCAGGGCCCUGUUGUGGGUGACAUACACGUGUGUGUUAGCGGCAACUGUGGCGAGCCGGGGACACCCCCGGGGCCGAAGCGUUGGCGGUGCAGCAUGCUGAUCAUCCCGAGCAUGCUCCGUGUCACUGGCCACCUCGAAAGGAUGAGUCCUGGCAAAAGUUGUCCCGUAGAACGAAUCGCAGGCAGAAUUGGCGAUGCGAGAGGCGGUAAGGCUAAGGCGAAGGACGGAGACUUGUUUGAGUUUGAGAUGCCGAUCCUGGACAAAGCCCGCAUCGCUCUCCUAUUCGUCGCGGGAGCAGCCGCAUACUUUGGCGUUGACGGCCUCCCGCUUCUUCGCUGCAGGGUGCCCACAACACCAUCACCACUCUCCUAUCAACACGCGAUGCAAAGCUUGUCCAACGACGACUCGAAACGCCCGGGACCGGCUUCGUCUACAAACGGUCCAUGCUCCUAUUACCUGAGGACUGGAACCUGUGGCUAUGGCCCAAGGUGCAGAUUCUCUCAUGAUACAGGCAACAAGCCCGACCGUGGAGAACAAGGUCAGUGGCGAAUUAGCAAUCCGUCACCCGACGACUCACCAGCGAAUGCCGGACGAAUUGGUGGCCGGACCGCUAAUGCCCCGAGCCGAGCCCGUAACCCGGAGCGUGAGCGGCUGUUCCGGUGGAAACGACUUCGACCUCAGCCGAGACAGGUGUCGCUUCUCUGGGACGAUACUACGUCGAACUUCUUCCGCACUGCUAUCAGUCUGGUGGAACAAGAUGUGAGCCUGGCGCAAGAGGUCGUCAAGGAGAUGGCCGCUGAUGGUCGGCUGCCGCUCGUCAGAGAUGUCAUUGAGGGAGCCGCUUCAGCUAGAACGCCCGAAGCCAAAGCUCUUCUCUGGGAAUCGCGUAUUUCGCCCCUGUUCCGAGUCUUGCUCCACCCGACUGUCGUAGACUCGGUGGUUCUCGAACAGGAAACGGCUGUGCUCUAUCGAUUGCUCCUGGGAGUUGACGCCACACGCCUGAAAACCCUCUUCAACUUUGUCUUCGAUGUCGUUGAUCACUGGUACGAGUUGCCUUUCAAAGACACAGCUGUUUCUGCCAUGGAAGCACUUGCUCUAUCCUGCGGCGUCUUAGCCAAGGUUAUCAACACCAGCACCUCGAAUAUUGUCAAUGCCCUCUUUCACCCCAUUGUCGAAGGAAUCAAGCUGCGAUUAGAUGUUUUCGGCAACAAAGAUAGCGACUUCCAUACCCUGCAAGCAACAAGGCAUCUCGACUAUGUUUACCGUCGCCUGGGUAUCGGCCAAACUCUGGUCGACGCUGUCCAUAGCUCGGCUUCUUCUGGUGCCGUGGCCGAAUUCACUCUCAGCCAGGAUUUGCCUGGAAAACUUUCUAAACGCCGCGAGCGCCACGACAAUGACCACCAGGAUAUUUCGGAUAUCAAGCUCAUGCCUACCCACCAAGAAAUCAUGUCUUCUCGAGAUGAAUACUUGCCGGUUGCCAACCCCGCACAGCACCACUUGCAAGGCCUGCGAGGUUUGCUAGAUCGGCAUUUCCGCCUGUUGCGCGAGGACACACUCCAUGAUUUACGAAGCGCCAUUCGCACAACCGUGGAGUCAAAUGUCAAGGUGCGAGAUAUUCGGACACGACUUGUUGCCUACGACAACGCCUUUGCUGUUCACAUGACCUUCGACAGAUGGUCAGGUCUUGAGUUCAUUAUCCAGAUUGACCAACCCCGACCCACAAGAGGUUUAGACAAAUUGCAACGCGGCACUUGGUGGGCAGGAAAGAGACUCAUGGAUGGAGCUCUUGUUUGUAUUGUUGAUGAAGUGGGUGGUAUUUUCUUCUUCCAGGUCUCAAAGUCGACCAUCAGAACUCCCAAAGAUGAGAACCAGCAGGGUCAAGGAGACAAGCAAGAGGAGGACAAGAACGAUGCACCGCGCUACAGUCUGCUAGACGAUGAAAACCACGCAUACGUACAUCUACAUCUCGUCGACACAGGAAUCGACGAAAUCAAAAGAUCUCUCAGGUGGUUCAAGACUAUGCAGAUCGUCCGCCAGCAUCGUCGUCUUCUCGAAUUUCCGUCUAUCCUACUGGCUUCUUUCACCCCUACGUUGAAGGCAUUGCAAAACAUGUCAAAGACCCUGGAUCUCCCUUUUCAAGACCUCCUAACGCUUCGUGCUGGGAGUGGAACAGCGGAUAAUCCUCCCCCACUCUACUCCAGGCGACCUGAUUUCUCUUUCAAUCUGAGCUGCCUGUCGACUGAUGGCAGGAAACUUUCAUACACCCCCGGCGAUGCGAUCAAUCCAUCGCGUCUAAGCAGGCACUCCAGUCUUGAUAAGACCCAAUCCGAGGCCAUUCUCAAUUCACUCAGAAGAUCCUUUGCCCUGAUUCAAGGUCCCCCGGGUACAGGGAAGAGCUAUACCGGAGAAGCGCUCAUCAAAGUCUUGCUUGCCAACAAAUCGAAGGCAAAGCUGGGGCCCAUCAUGUGCGUUUGCUACACCAACCAUGCUUUGGACCAGUUGUUGGAGCAUCUUCUGGAUGGUGGUGUCCAGAAUAUUAUUCGUAUUGGCUCCCGAUCAAAGUCCGACAGGUUGGCUCCUGUAAAUUUGAGAGCGGUGGCUCGAGACAUGACCCGCACGGCUGCCGAAAGUCGGGCUCUUUACAAAUCUGUCGAGACUGUGGACGGUGACACAGAACAGAUUCGCGAUACGCUUUCGGAUUUCAUCUUCAGCAGAGACAACGAAAAGAUUCGUCUUCACCUUGCCGAACACUAUCCUGCCCAACACGAAGAGCUGAUGGGGCCAACCUUGCCGAACUUUGAUGAUGAAGAAGAGGGAUGGCAGACUGUAUCCUACUCGCGCGGCAAUGUAUUCAAGAAGUGGCUCGCUGGCGGCGCGCCCACCAAUACGACGCGCCCACUUCGGCGCUUGCGCCAAUUGAAGCUAGCCGACCUCUACCAUCAGGAACGUAUCCUGCUCUACCAAGAAUGGCUUGAUGAAGUGUUGAGAGGAGAAAUUGAUUCGCUGUCGAACAUGCACAAGGUUUACCAGGAACACAAAGAGAACAACAACAAAAUCAGGAGCUCCAUAGAUCUGCGUUGUCUUCAAGAAGCGAACAUCAUUGGUGUUACAACCACCGGCCUCGCCACCAAUCUUGACCUUCUUCGACGGGUGCACGGCAAGGUUCUUGUGUGCGAGGAAGCGGGCGAAGUUCUGGAAGCCCAUCUUUUGACCGCGCUCCUGCCGACUAUUGAGCACGCCAUUCUGAUCGGGGACCAUCUUCAGCUACGCCCUCAGAUACAAGACUGGAGACUCCAACGGGCAAACCCGGCUGGCGUCAAAUACUCCCUAGAUAUAUCGCUCUUCGAGAGACUUGUCCAACCACCUCCAAACGUACCGAGCAUCCCGUUCAGUGUCCUCGAUACGCAACGUCGGAUGCACCCAUCGAUAGCGGAACUAGUACGAUCAACAUUGUACCCAUCUUUGUCAGACUCUGAAAACGUGCAAGACUACCCCGAGAUCCCAGGCUUGGCUCGGAGGCUGUUCUGGCUUCACCACGAAAGCCCAGAAUCGGGGGGAAAGUCUGAUCAGGACUCUGUUGAAACGUCAUACUCCAACAAUUUCGAGAUUGAGCUUGUCUCGGCGCUUGUAUCCCAUCUGUUAAGGCAGGGUGUAUACAAAUCUGGGGAAAUUGCCGUCUUGACACCUUAUCUAGGACAACUGAACAAGCUACGACAGAAGCUCAGCUCCGUCAUGCAGAUCGUCAUCAACGACCGGGAUAUGAAUGAUCUUGCUGAGAUGGAACCUGCUUCUGCUGCCCAAGGCAGCUUCACGAACGUGCGACAAGCCGCGAAAACAAAUGCUCUGAGCGGUGUUCGAGCCGCAACGGUCGACAAUUUUCAAGGCGAGGAGGCCAACGUUGUCAUUAUCUCACUUGUCCGCAGCAACAACGACAACAGGUGUGGAUUCCUCAGUACUUCCAAUCGCAUCAAUGUUCUGCUGUCUCGGGCUAAGCACGGCAUGUACAUCAUUGGCAAUUCACAUACCUCGAGCCAUGUCCCGAUGUGGGCGCAAGUCACGGAAAUCCUUCAGAACGGUGGCAACUUCGGCAACAGGUUGGAACUACAAUGCCCGCGACACCUUCAGAACAAGAGCUUUGUGUCACAGCCCGAAGACUUCCUUCGAUUUUCUCCGGAUGGUGGGUGCAAACUCCGGUGUGACCGUCGGCUCGCAUGCGGCCACGCCUGUACUGGCCCUUGCCACUCCGACCACCUCCACAACGCCAUCAAAUGUCUCGAGGACUGUGCCAGGCCGAAGGUGGAUUGCGACCACCCAUGCCGCCGACGCUGCGGAGAGCCUUGCGACAAGCUUUGCACAGAGGUGUUGCGCGGCGUUGACCUGAAGCUUCCUUGCGGUCACACUCUUGACACGGUCGCUUGCUGGAAAGCUCAAGACCCGUCUGUAAUCCAGUGUGUCGUGCAAGUCGACAAAGUGGUGCCGGGAUGCGCUCACGCUGUGAAGGUGUCCUGCCAUGUAGACGUUACCAGGAACAGCUAUCUUUGCAAGAGCGAGUGUGGCUUUCGGCGGCCUUGCGGCCACGCAUUGCGGCAAGAAAUGCCACGAACCUUGCGCGCCGUGCGCAGAGGAGGCGUGUCCAUCCUCGUGCCCACACUCAAAGUGCACUAUGCCUUGCGCCGCUCCUUGCGAUUGGAUUCCCUGCACCAAGCGGUGUACCGAGGUAUUGAAGUGCGGACAUCAAUGGUGGUCGAUCUCAUCCUCAUGGAUGACUACGGUUCAGUGGACCUGGACGAGGAGCCCUGCAUCUUCCCAGACUGCGGCCACUUCUACACUUACACGACCAUGGACGGACAGAUGGGUCUCCGGGAUCUUUACGAUGUCUCGCCUGAAGGAGUGCCGACGGCCGUCAAAUCGGGGUCCCACCCAUUCUCGGUGACUAACAUCAAAGUGUGCCCCGACUGCCGAGGGUCUCUAAGAAACAUAUCCAGAUAUGGAAGAAUCGUUCGACGUGGUCUUCUUGAUGAGUCGACGAGGAAGUUCAUCAGCUGGGCCCACAGCGUCAAGCAGAAGUUGACAGACGCGUUUUUCGCUGCACAAGACAACCUGCAGAAGAUGGAGAAGAAUAAAUUCAGCUUUCCUACCACGCAAUUGGGGUUUCCCAUGUCCCAGUCGGCAUUUGCUCUCAGAGGAUCUCGGCAGGAACAAAUGACCCAUCUCUUCAAGCUCACGGGAAAUACCAGGCACGCGGUACUCAAGACGCUCCGAAAUCAGAUCGCCAAUUUUCUUGGGUCAGUAAGGAAAGAGGAGCAGCCGUAUCAGCACGUGGCACACUUGGUCUGGCACGUAAACAAGCGGCGGCAAACCAGCGACUACUCAUUUGACGAGUCGGCAAUCCAAAUGGGUGGAAUCCUGGACGCCAUGUCGCUCUCGCUACGGUGUGAUCUUCUCCUGGUCUCUGACUAUAUCAGUCUAUGCCGCAACAUGACCGACAACGACAGCGACGGUGCCAAGUCCGCCAGCAUUGAUCCCAUGCCAUACAUCAAGUACUGCAAGCAACUGAUUGAGACUGCACGAAUGAGAAAUUAUUCCCGGCUGGAAGUUGAAGGCCACAUCUGCCUCGCCAUGUUUUGUUACUUUGCACCGCCUGACGAUGCUAAGCCGACGACUGACGCACCAGAGGCACCUAAAGCAGAAAACUCAUCCACGAAAGAAAGUAUGAUCAAGCUCGGCGAGGACCACCUUUUGAAAGCUGAGAAGAUCAUCAAAGCAAAUCCGUCCGCAGCCACGAUGGCCUCCGAAGUCGAGACCGCGAGGCGCAUGCUCCGCGACGGAGUCUUCUACAGCGAAGUUUCCACUGACGAAAUGCGAGCCGUCUACGCAGCCAUGAGCAAGGAGUUCUUGGGAACAGGGCACUGGUACACAUGCCGCAACGGACACCCCUUCACCAUUGGAGAGUGUGGUAUGGCGAUGCAGCAGACGGUGUGCCCGGAGUGCAACGCUCCGGUCGGCGGCCGGAAUCACUCUUCGGCGGAAGGCGUGAGGCAUGCGGUGGAGAUUGACGCACUUGCGCGCGGCAUCGGAAGAAUGGGAUUCUGA
This is a messenger RNA of Colletotrichum tamarilloi, 7014 nucleotides long. RefSeq lists its product as uncharacterized. Bases 1 to 7014 code for a protein of 2337 amino acids. Gene Ontology annotation, cellular component: nuclear RNA-directed RNA polymerase complex. Gene Ontology annotation, molecular function: helicase activity; metal ion binding. Lineage: Eukaryota; Fungi; Ascomycota; Sordariomycetes; Glomerellales; Glomerellaceae. Gene Ontology annotation, biological process: regulatory ncRNA-mediated heterochromatin formation. The transcript is spliced from 11 exons. The record is from RefSeq and is a predicted model, not a curated record.